Drosophila montana is the source of this 398-nucleotide messenger RNA. RefSeq lists its product as uncharacterized. Gene Ontology annotation, biological process: DNA integration. The transcript has a single exon. The record is from RefSeq and is a predicted model, not a curated record. Gene Ontology annotation, molecular function: nucleic acid binding. The annotation marks the transcript as partial. Lineage: Eukaryota; Metazoa; Arthropoda; Insecta; Diptera; Drosophilidae.
CUUUUCAAUGGUUCGUCGGCCGUCGAGGAGUCCCACAGACCGUCCACUGCGACAACUCGACGAACUUCGUAGGAGCAAGUCGCCAGUUCCUGGAGUUGCGAGCUCGAAUCGAGGAAGAGGCGGAUGCAAUUCGCGACUUCGCAUCAAAAAGCGGAUGCGAAUUUGCGUUCAUACCGCCAACAGCUCCGCACUUCGGGGGUCUGUGGGAGGCAGGUGUGAAGUCUGCAAAGCACCUACUCCUUCGGACGGUAGGCAUCCCGCUGCUAACGGCCGAGGAGCUGCAGACGACUCUUGUCGCAGUGGAAGCCGACCUCAAUUCCAGGCCCCUGGGAGCAAUAAGCGAGGACCCAACCGAUGGCGAGUCUCUAACGCCAGGCCGCUGGUGGGAGGCUUAUUGA